AUGGAUAUCACUAAAAGCUGGACUUAUACAUUCCUUAAUGUAUUCUUAAUUUUUCCAACAGGCUAUGUAAAUUUUCGACAACAAUACCCGGAGCUGUUUGAGAACCUGACAGCGGAGGCUGUGCGCAGCACCAUUGAGGCCGGCUACCCUGGAAUUCUGACCAGCAGAGACAAGAAUGGCAGAGUCAUCCUCCUUUUUAAUAUUGAGAAUUGGGACUAUGAGGAGAUCACAUUUGAUGAGAUCCUCCGUGCAUACUGCAUUAUUUUGGAGAACCUGUUGGAAAAUGAAGAGACCCAGAUAAAUGGCUUCUGCAUUAUAGAGAACUUCAAAGGAUUCACCAUGCAACAGGCUUCGGGCAUUAAACCUUAUGAGCUUAAAAAAAUGGUGGACAUGCUACAGGAUUCCUUCCCUGCAAGAUUUAAAGCUGUUCACUUCAUACAUCAACCCUGGUACUUUACUACAACCUACAAUGUUGUGAAACCUUUUCUGAAGAGCAAACUCCUUGAAAGGGUUUUUGUACAUGGGGAUGACCUGGAGAGUUUCUACAAGGAAAUUGAUGCGGACAUACUGCCAGCAGACUUUGGAGGAAACUUACCAAAAUACGAUGGCCGAAUAAUUGCCGAUAAGCUCUUUGCACCAAGAAAUGAAUCAGAGGACACAGCUCUUUAGAGGAAAUGAUGGCAUGCGGUAUAUACAUCAGAUAGGAUGAGAAAAUACUCAGUCUCUGUUAGUGAUAAUACAUUCUACAGUACACUUUUCAAAAUGUAAGCACAUAUAAAGAUGCCUAUAUAUAUAUAUAUAUAUAUAUAUAUAUAUAUA
Molecule: messenger RNA, 819 nt
Organism: Pseudophryne corroboree (corroboree frog)
Lineage: Eukaryota; Metazoa; Chordata; Amphibia; Anura; Myobatrachidae
Product: retinaldehyde-binding protein 1-like
Exons: 5
Coding region: 1-669 (222 amino acids)
Cellular component (GO): membrane
Molecular function (GO): phosphatidylinositol bisphosphate binding
Source: RefSeq, a predicted model, not a curated record